AUGUCGGGGGAAACGAAAGGAAUAGAUGAGGAGGCUGACAACUUGAGAAGUGAGCGAAUUGCUUAUAAUAGAAAGAUAUUAUGUGCAAUAGUUGAGACAGUUGUUCUGGCUGGCCGACAAAAUAUUGCUUUGAGAGGACAUCGAGAUGAUUCGCAGCAUUACUCUUCCACCAAUCCGGGCAAUUUUCAGGCGUUUUUAAAUUACAGAGUUAGUGGUGGUGAUAAGGUUCUUGCCGAUCAUUUUAAGAAUGCAAAGAAGAAUGCCACGUACCGCUCCAAGACUAUACAAAAUAAGCUGGUCAAGAUCUCUGCUAAACAAAUCGAAAGCCAAAUUAUUUCGGAGAUAAACAACAGCAAUUCUCCAUUUUACUCGGUUCUCACAGAUGAGGCAGCUGAUUGUGGUAACAAGGAACAAAUGCCAAUCUUUUUGCGGUAUGUUGACGGUGAUAAAGAAAUCAACAAAAGAUUCAUUAGGUUUGUCGACUGCCAAGAAGGUAUGACUGGUCUCGCAUUGGCAAAUAAUGUUGAAGGUACACUUGAAGAUGUCAGGCUUCCCCUUCCAAAUUGUCGAGGCCAGGGAUAUGACGGUGCUAGUGCUAUGUCCAGCCAGGUAAAAGGUGUUUCUGGGAGAAUAUUAGAGAAAAACCCGAAGGCACUGUAUGUUCAUUGUUCCAGUCAUCGUUUAAACCUUAUUGUUGCCAAAGCGUGUUCAAUUCUCCCAGUGAAAAAUAUGUUGAGUCAGGUACAAAAGAUCGCCAGCUUUUUUAGCAGUUCCCCUAUCCGCUCGCAGUAUCUAAGUAAAAAGAUGAAAGAGUUUGGUUUAACCCGUAACAAGCUCGCAAAGCCUUCCACGACACGGUGGGUAGAACAAAUAACUUCCCUUGAUGGUUUUCUGGAUGCAUUUGAAGUUAUCUACGAAACACUCAAUUUUAUGCAGUUUGGAGGAUCGCAGGAAGAGCCAUUUCCCAGAUCAGCUAGUGACGCACAGUCUCGUUUUCGUAACGUGGAGAAAUUUGAAUUUAUGGCGGCUCUUGUUAUCACCCAACAUGUUCUGGAUCAUACUUUGUCAUUGACGGUCCAAUUACAAAAGAAAAAAAUCGAUAUUGUGGAAUCUAUAAAACAGAUUAAUCUUUUAAAGGAUGAAAUGGCAAAACUACGUGCCUCUGUUGAUUUAUUCCACAAUGAAUACUACAACAAGCUGUUGGAAUUAGCUAAUAACCUCGAUGUGGCUGAGUGUUAUCCCCGGGUAUGUAAAGCUCAAACGAAAUGUGAUAAUCAUCCUACCAGUACAGCAUGUGAUUACAACAGAUUAACAGUAACCAUUCCACUUAUUGAUCACGUCAUCACGGAGAUUGAAUAUCGGUUUCCUUCAGAAAUGUGCAACCUCUACAAUGGUUUUAUAUCCUUCAUCGCAAUUUUUUUCAUUGUAAGGGAAUAA
Messenger RNA from Dendronephthya gigantea, 1437 nucleotides. RefSeq names its product 52 kDa repressor of the inhibitor of the protein kinase-like. The transcript has a single exon. Lineage: Eukaryota; Metazoa; Cnidaria; Anthozoa; Malacalcyonacea; Nephtheidae. The coding region runs from base 1 to 1437 and encodes 478 amino acids. The record is from RefSeq and is a predicted model, not a curated record.